Lolium rigidum is the source of this 600-nucleotide messenger RNA. Its product is annotated as E3 ubiquitin-protein ligase makorin-like. Gene Ontology annotation, biological process: protein polyubiquitination. Gene Ontology annotation, molecular function: ubiquitin protein ligase activity. The record is from RefSeq and is a predicted model, not a curated record. The transcript has 3 exons. NCBI's taxonomy places the organism in Eukaryota, Viridiplantae, Streptophyta, Magnoliopsida, Poales, Poaceae. Bases 123 to 401 code for a protein of 92 amino acids.
GCUACUACUGCCGGUGCUAUCGACGUCCUCCUCGCCAUUUAUAUACGGAUAUGGAUGAUGCUUGGGAAUCCAUCGUGAGCUCACUCACUCAUUCAUCCAUCUUCUCGUCCUAGAAUUGGACCAUGUCCACCGCCAGGGUUCUUUGCAGCUUCUCCAAGCACGGAGCAUGCGUGGAAGGAGAGAGCUCCGAGCUCUCCCACCACUCCACUGGCCAAGCUAACAACUUUUCUCAGGUUUGUGCCUUCUACCAGAAGGGUGCGUGCUCGAACGAUGCCCGUUUCACGCAUGAUCACGUCGGGGUUUCUCACAGCAACCCGGUGUUCCAGCACGGAGGAGCGGAAGAUGUCAUGUGGGGGAACAAGAGGUCCGUGGCGGACCCACACCAGGCCGUGCUGCACUAGCUAGAAGUAUGGGAUGCCCAUAGAUAUGUAAUUGCUUGCAUGCCCUAUUUUCGCCAUUAGCGUGUGUGAUUUGGAGAGCGGAAAGGUUUCGUCCCGAAGAAGGUUUUCCUGCCGCUUCCAAAUAUCUAGAGUUGGGUAAUCAGAUCGACUGUGUAAGUCCACCCCUCGUUCAUCAAUAAAGCAAGCACAAAUUUAUCCA